Messenger RNA from Rhagoletis pomonella (apple maggot), 1795 nucleotides. Its product is annotated as mevalonate kinase. The coding region runs from base 541 to 1719 and encodes 392 amino acids. Gene Ontology annotation, biological process: cholesterol biosynthetic process; isoprenoid biosynthetic process. Gene Ontology annotation, molecular function: ATP binding; mevalonate kinase activity. The transcript has a single exon. Gene Ontology annotation, cellular component: cytoplasm. Lineage: Eukaryota; Metazoa; Arthropoda; Insecta; Diptera; Tephritidae. The record is from RefSeq and is a predicted model, not a curated record.
CAUAUGCAACACAGUAAAUAUAUAUUUCUGCUAGCUUAUAGCAUCAUUCAGUCAGUCAACAGCAACAGACGAAAUUAGUAAACCGGAACGGCAACAAUAGCGUACCUACUCGACAGAAAACGAAACGGAGUCAAUUUAAACACGAACUAUAUAGUGCAGAAAGUGAAAGUAUAGCUACUCUAUAAUUGUAAAUGCGUAAUAAACUGCGCAGGCGCUCAGUGCUUAAACCAUUUACAUUUUUAAACUGCAGGAAAUAAAAUACAUAAUCAUCUAAAAUAUAAAUGAAACAAGAUUCAAAUUGAAAGUACGAUAAUAGGCGAACUGCAAGCCAAAAGUCAAGUUGCCUUAUUUGCAUACAAAUACGACUGCAAUAUUACUUAACACAAAUCCAAUUCAUUCUUUGUGUUUGUGUGAGUAAACCAGUUGUCGGCUUACGAACACUGCUACAGAUCGACUUAUUUACACAAAGGUGUUCUUAUUUCUGUAGCUAUUGAAUAAAUAACGAAUAAACUUAAGAUUUCCAACUCACGUAAAUUUAAAAUGAAAAAAUUUCAAGUUAAUGCACCCGGCAAAGUUAUACUCCAUGGUGAACAUGCCGUUGUCUACAGAAAACCUGCUUUAGCCGCCGCCGUGGGACUAACAACGAAAUUGCAGUACCGCCCUCAACCGGAUAAUGGUGUUGCAGUGUUCAAUUUAGAUAGUUUGAAUUGCACAUUUGAAAUUCAAUUACAACAGUUCAAUGAUUUUGUUAACGAUUUUCGUGUCAAGUAUCCUGGUAGCAAAGUGGAUUAUACUGCAAAAUUAUUAGAGGAGGUGCGAGACGUUGUCACAAAGCAAGUGGAGGGAGCUCUUAGCAAUUCUAACAAGCAACAAGCUCAAAAGGCUUUUUUGUCCAUAUAUUAUCUAUUGACAGGUGCAGUUCUUUCGGCCCCGAAUGCAGAACUUGCUCUACAAUCCGGGUUUCAAGUGAAUAUCGACACAGAGAUGAAUAUUGGAUCUGGCCUAGGUAGCUCAGCCUCGUUUGGCGCAGUAUUAUCGGCAGCAUUUCUACUUUUAACUGGCCAUUUUGAUGAGCAAACAUACCUCAAAGUGGAAAAUCAAGCUCUUAUAUCUCAGUGGGCCUUUGAAGCUGAGCGCAUUAUGCAUGGUACUCCAUCUGGCGUUGAUAACACUGUGGUGACCUACGGAGGAAUGCUGCGUUUCGUCAAAGGACAAGGCUUUCAAUCUAUUAAUAUACAGCGGCCGCUCAACAUAAUGCUGGUAGAUAGUCGCAUAAGCCGUAGUACUGCGGAUAUUGUUGCUAAAGUACGACACCUUUGGGAGACCUUUCCAAAGGUCGUGGAUUCCAUCUGGGAUGCUUGUGAAGAAAUUGUGACGACUGCCAUACCACUUUAUGAAAACUUUGGCAACGCGAAAGACGACAGCGAAAAGUUCGAGAAACUCGAAAGGUUGUUCCAAAUCAACAAUGAUCUUCUUAAAGCUAUCGGUGUUACACACCCCAAAUUGGAGCAGAUAUUUGCGAUUGCCUUCAAGCGUGGUUUCUUCAGCAAAAUAACAGGAGCUGGGGCAGGAGGCUUUGCUAUUGUGCUUCUGCCAGAAAAUUUUGAAAGUAAUCAGGUAUAUUGGAAAUUGAAAGAAGAACUGGAGUCAGCUGGAUUUGGUGUGCAAUCUACCACUGCCGGUGGUGAUGGCUUACGGAUUAAGGCGCUGGAAGACUAAUUUUCCACAUAUUUCUAUGGUUAAUAAACAUGUGUACUAACAUACAAUACAUUUAUAAUUUUAUGAUCUAAGUAAA